Molecule: messenger RNA, 471 nt
Organism: Endocarpon pusillum Z07020
Lineage: Eukaryota; Fungi; Ascomycota; Eurotiomycetes; Verrucariales; Verrucariaceae
Exons: 1
Coding region: 1-471 (156 amino acids)
Biological process (GO): cristae formation
Cellular component (GO): MICOS complex; mitochondrial crista junction
Source: RefSeq, a predicted model, not a curated record
AUGGGUUUUACAACCGGCUUCGUACGUCACCUAAGUCCUCACCAUGAUACCAUUCCUGCGAGCCUCUUAUGCCGUCCUUGUUCUAACCAGAAAUUCUCUUCACAGCUCGGCGGCCUAACCCUAACCUACUCCCUCCUCUACCUCUCCCUGUACCUGCACCGCACCAACCGAACACAGCAACAUACGCUCCUAUCCCAACAGUCGCUGCUACUGAACUCUCUCCUCGAACGCCCCACAUCCAGUUUAUCCUCAACCUCGAGAACGAGAAGGACAAGGAUAGAUCCCGAGACGCUGGAGGUGGAAGAACGGUGGAAGAAGGAUUCCCUGACAGAGAGAUUGAAGGAUAGGUGGAAUGGGGAGGUGGAGGGCAUGGUUAGGAGGGUGGCGGAGACGGAUUGGAGGGCGGUGAGGGAACGUUGGGAGAGGAGGGGGUUGAAUCUGUGGAGGAAUAUGACUACCACUAAGGACUAA